Molecule: messenger RNA, 723 nt
Organism: Baudoinia panamericana UAMH 10762
Lineage: Eukaryota; Fungi; Ascomycota; Dothideomycetes; Mycosphaerellales; Teratosphaeriaceae
Product: carbohydrate esterase family 4 protein
Exons: 1
Coding region: 1-723 (240 amino acids)
Biological process (GO): carbohydrate metabolic process
Cellular component (GO): membrane
Molecular function (GO): hydrolase activity, acting on carbon-nitrogen (but not peptide) bonds
Source: RefSeq, a predicted model, not a curated record
AUGGCCGUACAAACUGUUGCAUUGAUCAUUGCUCUGCUGGUCAUAUUGCCGGCGUAUGUCAUCUACAAGCCGCCGAAGCUCGUGAUCAAUUACUUUCAAAAUCGCUUUCCAAGCGUGCUCUUCCACAUCGAGACGAGCAAGAAGCUGGUUGCAUUGACCAUCGAUGAUGCACCUACCCAGUAUACCAAGCAAUUGCUGGAGGUUCUCCAAGCCAAUGGCGCUCACGCCACGUUCUUCAUCAUCGGAGGACAAGUAACUGGUCGCGAAGACAUCGUCGACGAGAUAGUACGCCAAGGCCACGAGUUAGGCAACCAUGCGAUGCACGACGAACCAAGCAUCAACGUUUCGAGCGGCACUCUGGGUGAGGAGAUUCAGCACGUGGACGGACUCAUAAGUCAAGCCUACAAGACCACGGGAAUGGCACGUGAAGGCCGCUAUUUCCGCCCCGGUUCCGGCAUCUUUAGCCAGCGUGUACUCAAUGUCGCGGCGAAACUCGGCUACAAGACCAUCUUGGGCAGCAUCUACCCGCAUGACCCGUUCAUCAAGUACUGGCGUGUCAACGCUUGGCAUAUCCUGAGCAUGCUACGACCGGGAGCCGUGAUCAUCUGUCAUGAUCGCCGGAGCUGGACGCUCCCGAUGCUGCAGAAGGUUCUACCCGAGAUUAGGCGGAGAGGGUACGAGAUCGUUACGGUGUCGCGCUUACUCGAGGAGAACGGAACGUGA